AUGACAACAGACCCAACGGUGAAAUUAAGAUUUGCCAAGGACUCGUUGGUGGCUUCUUUGUUUGAGCUGUCGCGUGCUGCGAACCAAACGGCGUCUUCGAUUGUCGACUUUUAUAAUGCCACUGGUAGCGAUGAGGAAGAGAAGAUCGAAGCUUUCACGACUCUGACAGAGGCUUUACAACGUUUAACGUCUUCAACGAAUUCUUUACAUGGGAUCAGCUCGGAGUUGGUGAACCCCGCUGAGGACGAUAAGGAAGUGGUUCUGCCGGCACCCGUUGCAGCCAAGCCCGCUCCAAGAAAGAGAGCCGAACGUGAUCCAUACGCACCCAAGAAGCCCUUGACUGUGUUCUUUGCCUACUCUGCAUUUGUGCGUCAGGAAUUACGGGAUGCACGCCAGAGAGCUGGAUUACCACCUUUGUCUUCGACAGAAAUCACCCAGGAAAUUUCCAAGAAAUGGAAAGAGCUCAGCGACGAUGAGAAGGAGAAGUGGAAACAGGCCUAUAAUGUAGAGCUCGUUCAUUACCAGUCUGAGAAGCAAAAAUAUUUGGAAGCAAAGAAAAAUGGAACUUUAACUGUUUCAGAAGGUCCAAUAACUGCGGCUAUUCCAAUUCCUUUUGAUAUUCAACAGGAAGAACCAUUUGAAGCUGCUUCGAGGGAGAAACGUUCUCGUGAUGAGUCUAGCUCUGGUUCUUCUGAAAAGAAGAAGAAGAAGAAGAAGAAGGACCGUAAGAAGGAUAAAGAAUCAAGUCGUAACUGA
Messenger RNA from Torulaspora delbrueckii, 756 nucleotides. RefSeq names its product Hmo1p (gene HMO1). The record is from RefSeq and is a predicted model, not a curated record. Lineage: Eukaryota; Fungi; Ascomycota; Saccharomycetes; Saccharomycetales; Saccharomycetaceae. The coding region runs from base 1 to 756 and encodes 251 amino acids. The transcript has a single exon.